AUGGCGGCGUCUGGCAACAGUAGGGGGGAGCGGAAGAUCAACAUCCUCCGCUGGAUCUUCCUCUACCAUUGCCUGACGGAGGGGCAGCAGAAAGAGCUGCUGCAGUCCAUCGGUGAGCAAAAGCAGCCCAAUUACGCGACUGACAGGAACUUCACGCUAUCGGUAGAUCGUCCAGCGUACGUCCUUUACUACAACAUCGCUCUGGUGCUGCGGGAGCGGCUUUUCUGCAAAUACAUGCACCUGGUGUGGAACAAAUUUGGCAGGGCUGUGAUACUAAAACUCGCCAUCACCGAGACCAUGAUUCGGAGCAAAGAUCCACAGCUGUCUGUGGACCUGCUGCAUAUGUUCCGCUCGUUGGAUUAUUACCGCAAGACCACCACGACAUACGAAAAGGUUUUGACCAUCAAACCUGGAAGGGUUAAUGCGGUCUUCGCAGAAAUGCUGGAGCACAGACUCAGCCUGUUCAUGACGCUUGGCCUCGCUCCCCCCAAAGAUAUCGCAACCCUGUUUUUGUCUCCGGAUAGGCCAUCGCAAUUUCCGUACCCUCCCAACUUCAACUUCGACGAGACGAUGUUGCGUCUUUUCGGCACCAACACAGAGGAGGUGGUGCAAUCCGAUCGCUUUAAAAAAGUUAGAUUGCAGGGGCCAGAGGGGCCUCAGGUCGAUUUCCCCCUGCCGUGGACGAACGGCGUGCCAACCUCUAAGGAGGCGGGGCUCUACGAACCCUCAAGGCCCGAACAGACCUGGAACAUGAGUAAGAUACACAUGGCGCUGCACACGGAUUUCCACCCCUCCGAGGUGAACAAAAAGUUCCGCAACAACUUCAACAACCUGGUGCCGAGGGAAACGGAUGUCGUUGUUGUCGGCGCUGGCAUCGCAGGUCUGGUUGCGGCAAGCUACCUCAAGUCGUGCGGCGUUGAUGUGGUUGUUCUGGAGGGCAGGGACAGGGUUGGGGGGCGUGCGUGUACCACCUCAUUUCCCGCACGGAGGUGCGGCGGCAAGAACGUCCCUGAGGUCAAUAUUGAUCUGGGCGCGAACUACUUUCACUGCUGCAACGUCACCGACGCCGGGGAGGGCGAGCACCGGCCAGACGCUGUGAAGGAUGUGCGGGCACGGCGGGCGCACUUCAAGUCGCUCAUGGGCAUCUCCUCCGAGAUUAAGCCGGCCGUCGCCGACGUCGCUGGUGGUGCGAACUGGGAGUCGACCGUGUACACGCGCUGGUGCGACUUCGAGGGUAAGCAGAUCAAGAUGGAAAGCGUUAUAAAGGCCAACAUGAUCGCCGAGAAAAUACGCGUGCGUGCGGCCCGCAAGGUCCAGUGCAUGAAAAAGUUCAUGAAGAACCCCCCCGGGAACCCUAACCCCACCAACAGUUCGAGGCACCUCUGGUACGUCCGUGAGGGCCUGUAUCGUGAAAUCUUCAACCGCCCGCCACAGAACACAGGUUCGAUGUGUCCUGAGGCAUUUGACUUUUCUUCGCGCGCCACUGCAUCCCCGUUCCCCUCCUCCCAUGUAGGAUACGCCCCAUUGGUUGAAGACUACAACCCAACUGGCAUCCCGUCGGUGCAAUACGCGCCACAAUACCCCAACAUGUUCGCACACGGCAGUGAUAGUGCCGUGUUGCACGGAUACGCCCCGAUACCCAACUACGGGGCUGUUUACGCUCCCGCCGGCCACAAGCCGGUUGGCGUUGUCGACAAAACUGUCAGCAGCAUUCCUCCGCAAUCGCAAUGCACCUACAACGGCGGCGCUCCGGGCGGAGUCUAUGUCGAGCAGCCGUACAGAAACUGGAGCCCACCCCCUGGUUGUUCGCUGCCGACGAAUCAGCACUGCACGGUCAACAAGCCGGACUACUCGAAAAACUGGGACGCGUACGGCGUGAUGGAGAAGCUCCUGAAGAAUUCACCGCUCGGGGUUCCGCGCCACAUCAACGUCAAGGCGCCGUGCGACUCGAACGCCUACCUCUAUGACGAGCAGGGCAACCGCAAGUCGCUGUGGGACAUAUACAUCGAGUCCAUCACCGAGGUCUUCCAGGAGAACGUGCUCUCGCCGCAGAACGUGACCGACACGGAGUGGAGCAUGAUUUUCGUGAUUCUGCAGUCGCGCAUAGGGUACAACAGCGACCUGCGCGAGACAUGCAUUUCGAUGUGUCGCCUUCCCAACAUCGACGAGGAGUUUGACGACUCCCUGUACUACCUGUCUAAGGAGAACUGGAUUCUGAACAAUCGGUACGUGUGGCAGCACUACACACAGCACACCUCCGUGAAUAAGAAGCCGUUCGCCUGCCAAAACGACAGUGACAAGCUGGUAAUCGACGGCUGGGACUGGCUGCUCGACGCCAUCAGCCAAGGUGUCGAGCACGACGUGUACCUGAAAUCAACGGUCACCGAUAUCCACGUGCAGAUCGGAGACAUGGAGUACCCGGUGAGUGUGCAGGUUUGUGGGCCGAAGGGAACGUGGCACCCCCCGAAGCUCAUUCGCGCCAAGUACGCUAUCAUCGCGGUCCCCAGCAGCAUGAUCUCGCCGUUUUCGAACGGCAGGCAGUACCCGAACCAGAUAGUGCUCAGCCCUCCCUUGAACUCACUGAAGAGCAUGGCGUUGCUGCGCUACAAGAUGGGCCACCAUAACAAGGUGAUCCUGAGGUUCAAGGAAGCCGACGUCUUCUGGUCUGCACAAACGCCGCAGCUGAACACGCUGGACCCGCGUUUCCAGUUCAUCAAUCUGCACAUGUACGGCAAGUUGGGCUGCAUUCUGGCGCACUGCUUCCCCCCCUUCAGCACCACGUGGGGGGCAGUAGGCGCCGAGGCGGAGAUCGUCAGGCAGUGCCUGGAGGUGCUGCGAAUGUCCUUCGGCAUCGACAUGGCCAACAUGCCGUACCCCAUUGAUGCGAUGGUGACCAGCUGGUAUCGCGACCCCUUUGCCAUGGGCUCCUACUCCUACCCCGGCGUGAACGCUGCCGACGACGACAUCAUCCACCUCAAAAGCCCGCACCCUAUCGAGUUUCCGCGUGUGCUGUUCGCGGGUGAAUACCUCUCCAGCAGUUACUACCAGUGCGUUGACGGAGCGUACGACACCGGCAUGCGCGCGGCGGAGGACGUGGCCCACCUCGGGCUGUGCAAGCCGUACCCCUUCCCGCUAACGGCCGACAGCCCGUCUCUGGACGGGAUGUACAACCCGAUGAUGAGGGAGAAGUACCUCGGGAUACCGGUGCCGCUGCCCGAGGCAGACCUGCUGGGCUACUACCUCACCGACGGGAGCGACGACCGCAUCACUGACGACGAGGCCGACGACAGGAUCCUGGGGAACUCGGGAUUGCUGGGCGACGAGCUCAUGGUGAUGGAGCGCGCGAGGUGCCUGCUCGACGUCGACACCCUGCAUGUCAACAGCUACCAGAGGGACGCCAAAGCUGUUAUCGACUGCAUGGAGGUUCUUCGCGGGAGAAACCAUUGGAACAGCCCGCUGGCUUCGCUGUUAAACAUCCUGACUGCCGUGAUUCAGGCUUCUCAGACCCCCGGGGAGCACGUCACGGGCGGCGUGAUGAACAUGAGGUGCCAAAGUGCGGCCAACGCGAUCUUGCAGAAGUUCCUCGCGCUGGAGGGCGUGCGCCACGAUUACGUGUGCCACGCGUGCCUCGCUGGCGGCGAGGUGAUUAUGUGCGACUCGGCGUCCUGCAACAAAGUGUGGCACGAGGAGUGCCUGCCACCGCAGCUAGGUGAGCUUGUCAAAGACACCAAUGCGCAGUGGCUGUGUCCAUGCUGCCGUGGGAUGGACAUACAGCGCGGCCAGUACAGCGUUCCGCGGGCGCUGGCGCAGUACUGGCGGCGCCGCGGUGUGUGGUGGUGUGUGAAGGCGCUAAUGCGGCACUGCCACACUGUUAGCAGGAGGAUAACCUUCCUGCACAAACGCGUCUCUCACCCCAAACAGAGAACGUGA
Messenger RNA from Babesia bigemina, 3930 nucleotides. RefSeq names its product amine oxidase, putative. The transcript has a single exon. The record is from RefSeq and is a predicted model, not a curated record. Bases 1 to 3930 code for a protein of 1309 amino acids. Lineage: Eukaryota; Apicomplexa; Aconoidasida; Piroplasmida; Babesiidae. Gene Ontology annotation, molecular function: oxidoreductase activity.